GCGAGGAGGCGCAGCGUCGCCAUAACCUACUGACAGUGAGUUGUAUUUUCAUUUAUCAUCCUAUCUCCGGAGAUUUAUUUGCAGUUUAUAAACGAAUUCCUGCUGGAACAUUAACAGCAGCCCAUUCCUGUGCUCAGUAAACCGGCAGACAAAAUGGCCCGCAGGUACGAUACCAGAACAACGAUUUUCUCCCCAGAAGGUAGAUUAUACCAAGUGGAAUAUGCAAUGGAAGCCAUCUCUUUGGCAGGCACCUGCCUGGGGAUUCUGGCCAAUGACGGUAUUCUCCUGGUGGCAGAGCGCCGGAAUACCAACAAGCUGCUGGAUGAAGUCUUCACAUCCGAAAAAAUUUACAAGCUGAACGAAGACAUGGUGUGUAGCGUGGCAGGAAUCACGUCUGAUGCCAAUGUUCUUACUAAUGAACUGCGAGUGAUCGGGCAGCGAUAUCUCUACCAAUACGGAGAGUCCAUUCCGUGCGAGCAGUUGGUUUCCUGGCUUUGCGACGUAAAGCAGGCCUACACGCAGUACGGGGGCAAGCGCCCCUUCGGAGUCUCCAUCCUCUAUAUGGGCUGGGACAAACACUACGGCUAUCAGCUCUACCAGUCGGACCCCAGUGGAAACUACAGCGGCUGGAAGGCCACUUGCAUUGGCAACAACAGCUCGGCGGCCAUUUCCAGCCUGAAGCAGGAGUACAAGGAGGGCGAGAUGACUCUAGCGAGCGCAAAGUCGCUGGCUGUGAAGGUGCUGAGCAAAACGUUGGAUAUGACCAAACUGACGUCGGAAAAAGUCGAAAUGGCCACGCUGUCCAGAGUCAACGACAAGACUGUCAUCAACAUCCUAAACGCGAAAGAGGUGGACGCAUUGAUUGCGGAGUAUGAGAAGAGCGAGGCGGCCAACGAGGCCUCCAAAAAGGAGCAGACCAAAGUGACCGCCUAAGCUGCUAAUCUAAUGUUUAAAAUUGCUGAUAAAUGGUUUUGUAUUUA
Messenger RNA from Dendroctonus ponderosae (mountain pine beetle), 980 nucleotides. RefSeq names its product proteasome subunit alpha type-4 (gene Prosalpha3). The transcript has 6 exons. Lineage: Eukaryota; Metazoa; Arthropoda; Insecta; Coleoptera; Curculionidae. Gene Ontology annotation, biological process: ubiquitin-dependent protein catabolic process. The coding region runs from base 154 to 933 and encodes 259 amino acids. The record is from RefSeq and is a predicted model, not a curated record. Gene Ontology annotation, cellular component: proteasome core complex, alpha-subunit complex; nucleus; cytosol.